Aspergillus affinis is the source of this 1428-nucleotide messenger RNA. Its product is annotated as putative MFS monocarboxylate transporter. Bases 1 to 1428 code for a protein of 475 amino acids. Gene Ontology annotation, biological process: transmembrane transport. Lineage: Eukaryota; Fungi; Ascomycota; Eurotiomycetes; Eurotiales; Aspergillaceae. The transcript is spliced from 5 exons. The record is from RefSeq and is a predicted model, not a curated record. Gene Ontology annotation, molecular function: transmembrane transporter activity. Gene Ontology annotation, cellular component: fungal-type vacuole membrane.
AUGUUCUCGAUGCCGUUGGCCCAGAUCCUAGACACGAAAACCGACCCCAUGGGCCUUGUUUAUGAAGGGUCCUUCCAGGGCCACACCGACUCCCCCGAGCUUCAACAGACGCCUUUAGCACCAGCCGAUCAAGGCAAGUCGGCCUGGUUGAUGCUAGUAUCAUCAUGUAUAAUCCAAUUGCCAGUCUGGGGGUUCUCCCUUGUAUUUGGUAUCUUCCAGGAAUACUUCUCCUCGCACAACACUCUACAGGGAAGUAAAGGUGAUUUAGCAAUAAUAGGAACCACGUCUACGGGCGUUCUAUACCUUCUUUCCCCCAUCUCAUUCACCCUGCUCACACGGUAUCCUCAUCUUCAGAAGCACUGCGCCUCAGUCGGUCUUCUACUGAGCGUCGGUGGGUCAUUAGCCUCGUCUUUCUCGGAGACCGUGUGGCAUUUGAUUGUUACGCAGGGUAUUGUCGCCGCCGUGGGCAACGGGUUGAUCUUCAGUCCGUCGACCUUAUAUCUGGAUCAGUGGUUCAUUCGGAGAAAGGGUCUCGCCUAUGGCAUCAUGUGGGCAGCGAAGAGCAUCUGUGGCGUGGCGCUACCGUUUGCCGUUAGAGCUUGUCUGGAACAAUUUGGGGCAAGGACUACAUUGAGGGCAUGGACUGUUGUGACGCUCCUCUCUACCCUAAUGACCUUACCUUUCGUCAAGCCGCGUAUCCCCCCUGCCUCAUCGACAGCUGCUCGACCACUAGACCUCGCCUUCCUCAAGCUCGUCACCUUCUGGAUGCUGCAGCUGGGUAACAUCAUCCAAGGAUUCGGCUACUUCCUCCCAACCACCUACCUUCCAAUCUACACAACCACCACGGCCGGUCUCUCCGACACAACAGGAACUCUACUGAUCGCACUCUUUAACGCAACCUCCGUCGUCGGAGGGAUCGUACUCGGCACGCUCUGCGACCGGUUCGCCGUCACCAAAAUCACGCUCCUAUCAUCCGUAGGAUCCGCCCUCUCCGUCCUCAUCUUCUGGGGUCUCUGUACCUCCCCACCAUCCUCCUCAUCUUCUUCCUCAGCCUCGUACCCCCAAACCGCUCUAGCCCUCCUAACCCUCUUCUCCACCACCUACGGUUUCUUCGCCGGCGGCUUCAGCUCCACCUGGUCCGGCGUCCUGACGCAGAUGAAGCGGGAAAGCCCGUCGCUAGAAACAGGCCUGGUCUUCGGCCUCCUCGCCGGCGGCAGAGGCAUUGGAAACGUGAUCAGUGGGCCGCUGAGCUCGGCGCUCAUCAGGAAGGGUUCUGUUGGCGGGGCCAAUGGGCAGGGCGGUGCGUUCGGUUAUACGAGUGAGUACGGUGCUUUGAUUCUGUUUACGGGCGUGACGGCGAUUCUGGGCGGUUGGAGUUGGAUGUGGUUUUCUUUGAGGGGGUGUUUGGGGGAUAGAGGGAGGAGUUAG